AUGCUUUCAUCCAAAUGGACUCGAUCAUCAUCAUCCCUAACAUUCUCCCACGUGAUGAUAAUGUCUACAAUUUCAAAACUACCACAUCAUCUUCUCUCUGCAUUCCGUAAAUUCGGAGUGAAUUCCACGACAAGCACUUAUUAUGGUAAUUACUCGACAUGUUCUACAUUACAUCAUGAUGAAAAUGCAAUGGUAGCCAUGGAAUGGUAUCGGAAAUUAAUUAAAAAAGCAUCGUUCAUUCCGAACCAAGCAAAACGAAAACAAAUAUUACAACAAAUUAGAAAGGAAUUUAAAGAUGCCACUCAAGUUUCAUCAUCAUCCGAUUGGAUUAAAAAAGCAGAGCAAGCUCUCCAAUUUUUAACAAUGAUUACACCAAAAACACCAACAUCCAAACAAGCAUCCACUCCUCAACAACCCCAUGAUGGUAUUGUAAAAUAUGUAAAAAUUGAUGGCGAGUGGGUCGAUGUAAGAAAUGUCGAUCCUGACAAAUUGCAAAAAAGAGAUCUUGCCUAUAUGAAAGGUGGAUCAGAAGAUAGUUUUGCUCAAUCAACACCUUUUUCAUGUCCACCUGGAGGAUGUGGCAGAUGUCAAUAG
Molecule: messenger RNA, 594 nt
Organism: Naegleria fowleri
Lineage: Eukaryota; Heterolobosea; Eutetramitea; Acrasida; Naegleriidae
Exons: 1
Coding region: 1-594 (197 amino acids)
Source: RefSeq, a predicted model, not a curated record